ACCAGUGGCUGCAUAAGAUAAGGAUUUAAAGCCCACACCUUUCGUUCUCCUCUUCCGCUGCUGGUUACGCGUUGGGUUCUGGGAGAACUUCUCAGAGCAAGACGAGAGGAAUGAAGAAAUUGCUGUUUUAGCAGCUAAGGUAAAGCUAUCUAGAGAUGACAACGCCAGCUAUCCCUUCUUCUAUCGGCAAUGUUUCUCUCAUUCCCAGGGCCACGUUUUCUUUGAAGACGAGCGAUUGUUCUGUCAAGUGUGGUAUCUCGAGGAAACCUGGAAAACAGUCGUUAUCCUCACUAAGAGUUGUUCUACCUCUUUCAACCUCACUUAGAUUAUUUCCAGCAUAUGCAAGGCAAUAUGUAUUGCAUCCUCGGUUUAGAACCUCAGCCACGGGGACUGAUGUGGUAGUAGAGGAACAAGAUUCUUCUGCUGCUGAUGAAAAUUCAGGAGGAGAGCCGGUUGAAGCAAGUGAAAAGUCGGAAGAAUCUCCUGCUACUACAUCUCAGUCAAGGCGAGCAAGGAUGGGUAGGAAGAGUGAAAUGCCUCCUGUUAAGAAUGAAGAGCUGGUUCCUGGUGUGACCUUUACUGGGAAAGUACGAGCAAUCCAGCCCUUUGGCGCUUUUGUCGAUUUUGGCGCCUUCACUGACGGUCUUGUCCACGUCUCACAGCUGAGUGAUAACUUUGUUAAGGAUGUCUCAAGCGUCGUAUCCAUCGGUCAAGAGGUGAAAGUAAGACUGGUGGAAGCGGAUUUUGAUGCCGGGCGCAUUUCUCUUAGCAUGCGGGAAAAUGAUGAUACCCCAAAACGCCAAUCCGGUAGCGAUAAGCCGAGACCCCCGAGAAAGAAUCCUUCAAAAACAUCACAGAGGAAGGAAGAUUUGAAAACCUCAAAGUUCAUGAAGGGGCAGAUGUUGGAAGGAACGGUGAAGAACUUAACGAGGUCAGGGGCUUUUAUCUCACUCCCCGAGGGUGAAGAAGGUUUUCUUCCCACCGCUGAAGAAGCAGAUGAUGGGCUUGGAAGCAUGAUGGGCAGCUCUUCACUGCAAGCUGGACAAGAGGUUAGUGUACGUGUGUUGAGGAUAUCAAGGGGACAAGUUACUUUAACAAUGAAAAGUGAAGACGGUGAUAAAUUUGAUGAAACACUCAAUGAAGGGGUUGUGUAUACAGCAACAAACCCAUUUGUGCUUGCAUUCCGUAAGAAUAAGGACAUAGCCUCGUUUCUGGACAAAAGGGCGGAAGAGGUGGAGAAGGAAGCUGCUGAGAAACCAGAAGAGACUCCUCCGAAUGAAUCAGAUGAGGUUAUUAAGGACAUUAUCACGUCAAAUGAAAUCAACGAAUCAUUAGCUGGAACUGAAGAAUCCACCAAUGAGUUAUCUGAAUCAUCUGAAGAAAUAACUGAGCAGAUUCUCUCAUCAGAAACUCCAAAGGAAGAAGAAGUUGUGGAGACCAAAGCUGAAGAUGAUUUGUCCGCAAGAGAAGUACAAACAGCAGAAAGCGAAGAGCUAGAGCAGAUUCCAGAUGAUAAUGGCAGUGUCAUGAGUUCGGAGGCAAAACCAGAUGUUCCUCCCAUUCCAGAAACCAAGGAUGAAGAAGAGAACUCUACUCCUCUGAACUCAACUGUCGAUGAAGUUUCACCUUCAGAAACUCCAGCAAGUGAAGAGGUUGAGAAGAAGGAAGUGGUCGCUGAAGCACCAGUUGUUGAAGCCGAGGCUCAUGCUCCUGCUCCUGUAGUAGCAGAAGCUUCUUCUGAGGAAAAUGGCAAUAUUGAUGCCGAUAGCAGCUCCCCCAACGGAAGCAUCAAAGGAAGCAUAUCACCAGCUCUGGUGAAGCAGCUUAGAGACGAAACAGGGGCUGGAAUGAUGGAUUGCAAGAAAGCUCUCUCAGAGACAGGGGGUGAUAUAGUCAAAGCCCAAGAGUACCUUCGGAAGAAGGGUCUAGCGAGUGCAGAGAAGAAAGCCAGCAGGGCAACAGCCGAGGGAAGAAUCGGUGCUUAUAUCCACGACAGCAGGAUCGGUGUCCUCUUGGAGGUUAAUUGCGAGACAGAUUUUGUCUCACGAGGCGAAAUUUUCAAGGAGCUUGUUGACGAUCUGGCGAUGCAGGUGGCUGCUUGCCCUCAAGUAGAGUACCUUGUCACCGAAGAUGUUCCAGAAGAAAUCGUGAACAAAGAAAAAGAGAUGGAGAUGCAAAAAGAAGACCUUUUGUCAAAACCCGAGCAGAUAAGAGAGAAGAUAGUUGAAGGUCGGAUAAAGAAGAGGCUGGAGACUCUAACAUUGCUCGAGCAACCCUACAUUAAGAAUGAUAAGGUGACAGUGAAGGAUUGGGUGAAGCAGACGAUUGCAACUGUGGGAGAAAAUAUCAAGGUGAAGAGAUUCACAAGGUACAACCUUGGAGAGGGCCUUGAGAAGAAAAGCCAGGACUUUGCUGCUGAAGUCGCUGCUCAAACCGCUGCUAAACCAAAGGCUGAACCAGAGAAGGAGCAACCGAAAGCCGAGGAGCCCAAGGAAACUGCUGUAAAGGCAGCAUCAACAGCAGUUUCAGCUGCUCUCGUGAAGCAACUGCGCGAAGAAACAGGAGCCGGUAUGAUGGACUGCAAGAAAGCCUUAGCUGAGACAGGAGGAGAUCUUGAAAAAGCACAGGAAUACCUCAGGAAGAAGGGCCUUUCAACCGCUGACAAAAAAUCUAGCCGUCUUGCAGCGGAAGGCAGGAUCGGCUCAUACAUCCACGAUUCUCGCAUUGGAGUUCUGAUUGAAGUGAACUGUGAAACGGAUUUCGUUGGCAGAAGUGAGAAGUUCAAGGAAUUGGUUGAUGAUCUUGCUAUGCAAGCAGUGGCCAAUCCUCAGGUGCAAUACAUCUCCAUUGAAGACAUUCCAGAGGAGAUAAGGAACAAUGAGAAAGAGAUUGAGAUGCAAAGAGAGGACAUUUUGUCGAAACCCGACAACAUAAAGGAGAAAAUCGUCGAGGGGAGAGUCUCCAAGAGGCUGGGAGAGCUUGCACUGCUGGAGCAACCAUAUAUUAAAGAUGACAGUGUCCUGGUGAAGGACCUGGUGAAGCAAACAGUGGCUGCUAUUGGGGAAAACAUCAAGGUCAGGAGGUUCAUGAGAUUUACACUUGGAGAAGACAACUGAGGUGUGUGACCACAGCAAAUAGAGCAAUUUUUCAAUGAGGAACUUUUGAUCACCUUCUGAUCGAUGUUAAACUAAAAAGCUGUAAUUUUGUACUUGAAGAUACAUUUCUUUAUAAAGCUUGUGAGUCAAUAAAAUAGUUUCUUGCGUA
Tarenaya hassleriana is the source of this 3264-nucleotide messenger RNA. RefSeq lists its product as uncharacterized. Gene Ontology annotation, cellular component: mitochondrial matrix. Gene Ontology annotation, biological process: mitochondrial translational elongation. The record is from RefSeq and is a predicted model, not a curated record. The transcript has 7 exons. Gene Ontology annotation, molecular function: translation elongation factor activity; protein binding. Bases 156 to 3116 code for a protein of 986 amino acids. NCBI's taxonomy places the organism in Eukaryota, Viridiplantae, Streptophyta, Magnoliopsida, Brassicales, Cleomaceae.